Molecule: messenger RNA, 2147 nt
Organism: Sphaeramia orbicularis (orbiculate cardinalfish)
Lineage: Eukaryota; Metazoa; Chordata; Actinopteri; Kurtiformes; Apogonidae
Product: neural Wiskott-Aldrich syndrome protein
Exons: 8
Coding region: 833-1708 (291 amino acids)
Biological process (GO): actin filament organization
Source: RefSeq, a predicted model, not a curated record
GACAAAUCACUUAAGAAAGGUUAAAAAUAGAGAAAAAUCCAUUUGGGAACUGCCACAAAAGUAGCACUGGGUCUUUAUGGGUUAAAGUCAUUUUAUAUUUUGUGUAAGAAAAUAAAUCUUGCAUAUUAUGAAUGUUAAAAGCUGUAAUAGCAUCAGAUUUAAACUUUCAUAUCAGUAUUUCUAACGUUUUAUUUGGCAAAUCACAUUAUUUUCAAUGUUUCCUCUUUUAAACAGAGAAACAUUGUCUUCGGCUGUUACAUCACACUUCACCUGACAUUAACCGAGUUUCCAAUUCUGUCAUAAUGUUUGUGUCAUAUCAUAUGAUACAAAAGAAUUUAUGUGCAACACUGACUUCCAAGCUAUUAAAAAGAGGUCAAUGAUCUUUGUGAGCAGCUGCUUGUGUGAUGUGAAACUAAUCUAGAACCUAAACAGUCCAGGAAGUCACAAAACAACAGAUUUAUAUUCAGCAUUUACUCACAUACAGUAAAAGGUACUUUGAGAGGAGCCUGUCUAAAUUAACAGGAGCCACAUGCAUUAUUAUGAAUGAUUACAAGGAGUUAUUUGCUUUUAAGUGUGCACACAUGAGCAUAUUUAUGUCUAUUUUUUUGACUAUGGGUUCAUUUCAGCUGAUCAAAUCUACAGUAGCACAGGUACUAGUGGCUACAGAGACCCAGGGUAGGGGUCUGGGCUGGACCAGUUUGGGCUGUGGUGUCGUGUGUGUCAUUGAAGAUCACUCAGUCCACUCCUACUUCCUUCGUCUGUACUGUGUUAAGGUAAGAGGAACUGCAGAUACUCCACCCACACACUCCAUGACUUCGCACAAUGACGUAACAUGGAACAUCAAUGCAACAGGAGCACAGUUGCAUGUAUACUGUUUCCUUUAAUUUGCAGUUUCCGUUUUAUAACAAUAAGGAGUCUUAUCAUGCGGGCUGAGCUGCUGUGGGAGCAGGAGGUUUACAUUCCAUUCAAAUACACUGCAACUCACACAUAUUUCCACACAUUCCCUGCAGACAACCAACAGGCAGGUUUCAACUUUGCAAAUGAGACGGAGGCAGAAGAAUUUCAUUUUGCAGUGGAAUCUGUUCAAAAACACCAAGCCUCACUCUUAUUAACUGUAAAUGCCGAGAAUGAGGAGGACAAAGAGGACGGGGAAACAGCUGCUCCGUAUGAUUCAGGAAUGAAACCACUGGAUGACUCAGACUCACAGACACACUACCCCACAGACUUAUCUCCCACAGUAGCAGCAUCAGGUUCAUUUAAGGAUCUAGACCCCGCUAUGAGGAGGCUGUUGAUGCAGGUAAAACUGACUGAGGACGAUCUGAAAAACAAAAACGUUUCUGAAGCUGUCAACAGCAUCAUUAACCAGUUUGGAGGACUGAAGGCUGUGCAGAGAGAGCUGAACCGUAAAGGCUCUGCCUCUAAGACGCUGCCCAGAGCAUCGAUGGCGUCCAUUUCUCUGAUGCAGGGGGCUUUGUCACAUUCGACCACGUCCUCUCAGCUGAUGCCACAGAGCAGAGACACACUGGACUUCUGCCAGUUUGCAUUUACACCUCCUCCUGCAUCAAUGGCUCCUCCUCCUUUUCCACAAAAAAUCAAAAAAACUGUCAGUUUCAAACAUAUGAAUUCAGCAUCCGAUUUAGAAAACAGUGACCUCCUUCUAUCUGCACUGAGAGACGCAAUCAAACGAAAACAGCAUCAGCACAAGUGAGGAUGACGGAUAUGACCUGCAACUUCAAGAAGCCUUGAGCUGAUGUUUCAACUUAGUUUUGUUGAACACUAUCAAAUAAUACAGUAAAGCUUUGUAACAUGAUGUAAGUCUCUGUCUCUGAUACAAGGCUGACCUACUGACCCCACACACCCAUAAAUUAACCCACUACUAACUAAUGAAGGUGUCUUUUGUUAUGUGCUACGUUUGACUUGAUACACUUAACUCUUCACUUAAAUAAAGUAUAACCAAAGGUACAUCAGGAUACAGGGUACAAGGUACAGGUAGGAAAAUAUUUAUGCAGCUACUUAUUUUACAUUACAUAUACUGUAAUUAAUUGACAUUAACCCAUAAAGACCCAGUGGUAAUUUUGCAGCCGAAAUUUUUUUUCUCUAGAUUUAACCAUUCAUAUAAGAUUUAUCACCAUUUAUUGCAAUAUUAU